This is a messenger RNA of Phlebotomus argentipes, 2740 nucleotides long. RefSeq names its product protein scalloped (gene scalloped). The record is from RefSeq and is a predicted model, not a curated record. Gene Ontology annotation, biological process: regulation of transcription by RNA polymerase II; embryonic organ development; hippo signaling. Gene Ontology annotation, cellular component: transcription regulator complex. NCBI's taxonomy places the organism in Eukaryota, Metazoa, Arthropoda, Insecta, Diptera, Psychodidae. The coding region runs from base 1008 to 2090 and encodes 360 amino acids. The transcript is spliced from 9 exons. Gene Ontology annotation, molecular function: DNA-binding transcription factor activity, RNA polymerase II-specific; RNA polymerase II cis-regulatory region sequence-specific DNA binding.
GAGGAGCGAACGCAUGACGGUGACGGAGUGUUCUCGAGUCCCUGAUCGUUUUAUUAUACUUGUGCCCAACGCAAAGUUGUGACGCUAAAGAUAAUUUUUAUUUGAUAAUUGUGUGAUACGCGAAAAAAGUAAAUAUUCGCGCUUCUGUUUAAUGUCGAAUACAUCACUUGUCAAGGUGGGCUUGAUGCUAUCCGCAUUUGAGGAAUAUGGAAGUAAUUCUCAUGCAGCAAAGUGUGGAAAAGUGUGGUGGCGAAAUAAAAAGUAUAAUAUUGAAGAGUGACUGAGUAAUAAAAAAAAAUGUGGUGCUAAAUGUUUUAAAACUAGCCCGAUUGGCGCAUUGUUGGGAAACGUGGUGUAUACAUUUUUUUCCCCUAAUGUGUUUGUGUGCAAAUUAGAAUAACAAUAAAAUAAAGAGAAAAAAAACGCGCCACACUGACACUUCCCGCAAAGAGAAAGAAAAAGCAUCAGAGUGUGUAUGAAGUGCAAAAAGAAUAUUUUGAUUUAUAGCUUGAAAAUAAAAUAUUCCAUCUGUAAUUUUCCUCGUCUUGUUUGUGCCAAACGUUUACAUGGGCACAUAAAAUGUUUUAGAGAACAAUUUAAAUUUUUGAUGUCGUUAAAGUUGUUGAAGCUCGAGGCGGAGAGAAAAAUUAAUAUCUCUUAGCACAGUUUAAGUGGUCUUGUGGCUCAGGACGCAAAUAAACUGUGUGAAAAUGUGCAAUUUUUAACAUAUAAGAUUUUGUGAAUGAGCCCCAAAAGUGAAUUCCGUGGAAAAGGCAUAUAUUUUCGUUCUUGUGCGCAAACAAUCAAGGAUUAAGUGAGUGGAGCGACAGCGAGACUCACGUUGUAAAGACACUACAGGGGAAUUGGAUUAACCUUCUUUUCUGAAACAUAGUGUCGUUGGAACCGCCACCAUAACGUCUCCGUGGACACCAGUUAGUGCCGGUCCAUUGGGACCGGCCGACACAAAUGGCGCAGGCUCAGACUCGAAGCACUUGGAUGUUGGGGACAUGAGCGAUGACGAGAAGGACUUGUCAUCGGCCGAUGCGGAGGGUGUUUGGAGUCCGGACAUUGAACAGAGCUUCCAAGAAGCUCUGGCUAUUUAUCCACCGUGUGGAAGGCGAAAAAUCAUCCUGUCCGAUGAGGGAAAGAUGUACGGUCGCAAUGAACUGAUAGCCCGCUAUAUAAAAUUACGGACAGGAAAAACAAGAACACGGAAGCAAGUUAGUUCACACAUCCAAGUUUUGGCGCGAAGACGACUGCGUGAAGUUCAGGCAAAACUGAAAGUGCAAUUCUGGCAACCGGGUUUGCAGGCUGGAACCUCACAAGAUGUCAAGCCCUUCGCUCAGCCACCCUAUCCGACUGGAAAGCCAUCUGCAACAGCCGUGUCUGCUGCCGUUGAGAGUGGACUCCAGACCGCGCUGCCGCCCCCGUGGGAGGGCAGAGCGAUUGCCACCCAGAAAUUUCGAAUGUUGGAAUUUUCAGCGUACAUGGAACUUCAUCGCGACGAGACAUAUCACAAACAUCUCUUUGUUCAUAUAAGUGGACAACCAACAUAUUCGGAUCCGCUUCUAGAGUCGGUGGAUAUUAAACAAAUCUACGAUAAGUUCCCUGAAAAGAAGGGAGGCCUUAAGGAAUUGUACGAAAAGGGUCCACAAAAUGCAUUCUUCCUAGUUAAGUUUUGGGCAGAUCUCAAUACAAAUGUUCAAGAUGAAACGGGUGCCUUCUACGGUGUUACCAGCCAAUAUGAAAGUAAUGAAAAUAUGGUGAUCACCUGUUCAACAAAGGUGUGCUCAUUUGGCAAGCAAGUGGUGGAAAAGGUGGAAACGGAAUACUCACGGCUGGAAAAUGGACGUUUCGUGUAUCGCAUCCAUAGGUCACCAAUGUGUGAAUAUAUGAUCAAUUUCAUCCACAAGCUGAAACAUUUGCCCGAGAAGUACAUGAUGAACAGUGUUCUCGAGAAUUUUACUAUACUACAGGUGGUGUCAAACAAAGAGACGCAAGAAACACUUUUAUGUACUGCGUACGUAUUUGAGGUGUCAUCGAGCAAUCACGGAGCCCAGCAUCAUAUCUAUCGUCUAAUGAAGGAAUAGCCAAUCGACAGCAGGACUGGAGAUCACGAUGGUGAAGAUGGCGAUAUGGUUAAGGUGGAGAAUGAUAUUUAAUAUCAGCAAUAGCCAGUCUACUCUUGUGUUUUUCCCACCAUUUAUCAGACACACACGGUUUUCGAACACUCAUUUUACAGUGCUUUUAAAUUGCCAACACAGUCUUCCGCUGGGAAGAUCAUGAAUAAAUAAGGAGAGUCGUCAAAAUUCUUGAGUAGAUUUUUCUCGCUUUGUUUCAAUCAAAAUGAUAUCAAAUGAUUUUUUUUUAAACAAACAAAGAAGUCGGACAUGCAAUGCUGGAUGAGCUGAAUAUGAAGAGAGCAAAGAAAAAUCAUUGCAACAAACAACACAAAAAACUGCAACAAUAAUAAAAAUGCUAUUAAUAACAAUAAUACAUAAUAGAUAUAUGUAUAUUAUAUGGAAAAGAAAUACAAUAUGAAAUUAAUUUAUUAAUUAUUGUAAUUAGAGCGAGAAGCCAUUGCAAGUGAAUGAAAGUUGAGAAAUAUAAAAAAAAAAUUUACAACAAAGUACGAGAGACGCUAAACAUUUCACAGCAGAAUUGAUGAAACACCGCGUAGUUCAGUUGGCAUUAAAUGUGCAAAAGAAGGAGAGGAAGCAAGGAAAUAAAGCGAUUAAAA